This is a messenger RNA of Striga asiatica, 945 nucleotides long. NCBI's taxonomy places the organism in Eukaryota, Viridiplantae, Streptophyta, Magnoliopsida, Lamiales, Orobanchaceae. The record is from the annotation of a GenBank genome assembly.
AUGACCUCGCACACCAAAGCCCACGACACGCAAUCAUUCUACAGCCUCUCCGGCAACUGGUCCUGCACGGCCUCCAUCGCCAAUUUCUCCGGCAGACGCGUGCUCGGCUCCAACCACGGUUGGCUGACCAUGGCCGACCCGCUCACCGACGAGUGCUGCCUCUGGAACCCGGAGCUCUCCCAGCAAAUCCCUCUCCCCCCACUCCACAAUUCGUUCCUCUACGACAGAUGCGUCCUCUCGAAACCCCCGACCGAGCCGGGCUGCACCGCCGCUUUCAUACGCUCGUGCGGCUUACACCUGUCCGUGUGCUCGGUCGGGGCCCACGACUUUGCCGAGCUGUACCUUAAAGAACUCUCGAACCCCACCCUGAUCGUGGCAAUCGGCGCAGCCCUCCACGGACAAAUUUACGGCGUCAUCUACUCCCCGCUUGGCUACCAGCUCGUGACUGUUCGUCUAGUCGACGGGGAAAGAGUCGAGCUCGGGUGGUUAAUGUCGGCUGACGGGUCGGGCCCUUGGAUACUGCCCCGACCGCAGCCGAGAUGGGCCGUGACCGUGCGCCCGAGCUACCUGAUCGAGUUGCCAGGUGGCACGGGCAAGCUAUUAUUCCUAGUCGUGAAGAUGUUCUUACCUGAAAAUCAUGCGGCGGAGGAGAAUGGCGUGGGGUUUAGGGUUUUCGGAGUAAAUGUCGAGCGGAGAGAGUGUGUGGUGCUCGACCGAAUAGAUGGGAUGACGAUUUUUGUUAGCUCGUGCGGAAAUGGGUUUUGUCGUUGGUCGGGAUCUGGGGGAGGAAUCAAGCCGAAUUGCAUAUACUAUGCGAAUGACGAGGGCCGGUUCGUGUAUGUGUAUGAUUUGGGUGAUAGGAGUACAACUCCGCUAUUGCUUUGUCCCGAGGCAAAGCGUCGUGGAUCGACUAACUAUUGGAUCGACCUCCCGGACAGUCCCUGA